AUGCCACACAGUCCUGCCAAAGGGAAAGGCAAGGGCAUGAUGAAAGAUGUGCUGAAGGGGCCGGAGGUGUGUAAGGACCCUGUGAAGCUCACCUCUCAUGCUGUCGGAGUCAACAUUCUUAAGCAAGGAGAUGACCCUGCACUAAAACCAUGCAAGGAAUACCCAGAGUGGCUGUUCCAGUUACAGCUGGGUCCCCCUAAGAAUAUCCAUGAGCUGGAGCCAGAUAGCCGUGAAUACUGGAAGGUCCUGAGGAAGGAGCACAUGUGGCGCUUUAACAGGUUACACCAAGGGAAGAAGCUGUAGGACCAGGGGCAGAGAUCAGCUGCUCUCUACAGAACUGUGUUCUCUGGACACCAGACACUAUAGCGCAGCUGUAACUUGACUGAGUCAAUACUCUCAGCCUGUAUGUCAUCGUUCUGCUGAAAAGGAAUAACCCAUCACCUCGAGAACUUGGACUUUGUAAGUGAAGGCAAAUAGAAAGACCUGGAUUUUGAAUCCAUCUGAACUUUUGCCUUUUGAUUUCAUAUCUCAAAUGUUACCAUGUGUAGGCUUCUUUGAAGAAGAUGACACAUACAGACAUGUUAUUUUAGAAUUAUGUGAGGGUAUGAGUUUUUAUUCACACCUUGCAGAUAGCAUCUGUAAUAAUCUGUGAUUGAUGCAUGGCUGUGCUAGAGACCAGUGGUGUGUAUUCAUGGCUGCCAAGGGAAGCCAGCCUUCCCCAAAAACGUUAUCAAGGAAAAAAAGAAGAAAACAUACACAAUUAUUUAUCUUUUGUCUCUCUGUGUUUCAUAAAUUUCCUUAAA
Coregonus clupeaformis (lake whitefish) is the source of this 803-nucleotide messenger RNA. Its product is annotated as 39S ribosomal protein L54, mitochondrial. Gene Ontology annotation, cellular component: mitochondrial large ribosomal subunit. Gene Ontology annotation, molecular function: structural constituent of ribosome. The record is from RefSeq and is a predicted model, not a curated record. NCBI's taxonomy places the organism in Eukaryota, Metazoa, Chordata, Actinopteri, Salmoniformes, Salmonidae.